CAGCAGAGGGGGACGUCGCGGGAUCUCUAUGUACUCGCAACAGUCCGCCUCGGGCUGCUACUUGCCGCUCUGAACGGCGCUGAGGGUCAGCAUGGCAGACGGGCCGAGUGACCCCCUGUCCUACUUCGCCGCCUACGGGAGCUCGGACUCGGAGUCGGACACGGAGCCGGAGGCGGAGGCGGUCUCGCCGGAAGCCCGGGUUGCCGAGAGCAACGCGCAACCGGGCCCGCGCCUCGCUCUCCCCGGCCCCGAAGAGCUGUUCGGCCACGUGUCCCGGCCCAGCUUCUUGAGCGACCCGCGGAAGGGUCGCAUCGACUGGGAGCGCCGGCUGGUGCGAGCCCCGGAGGAGCCACCGAGAGAGUUCAAGGUGUGGAGAAGCAAUGCCGUACCGCCACCGGAAACCUACGCAGUGGAGGAGAGGAAGGCGCCAUCGGGUGCAGACAUGGCGGUGAGGUGGUCGAGCAUGUACCAGGACAACGGGGAGGAUGCUCCUCAGCGCACGUCAGGCCUACUUGCUGAGGCAGCAGAGGUCACUGGGUCAGAUGAGGAGAAUAGCGAGGAACCUUCUGGCAAGAAACGUAAAGUGGAGACGUUCCAGCAGAAGGAGAAGAGGAAACGGAAUGAGGGGCAGGCCAACAGGGAGAAGAGUUUCGUUGAGGAAGAAAAGCGAAUCCUCAGGCAGGAGUUCUGCUUCAAGGAGUGAAAUGCCCUGUGGCUAAAUGUAGCAUACACUGAGUUCCCUCUGCUUGUCCACAAUCACAGUGGCUGCUGUCCUCGCAAACCAGAGGCUUCGUUAUUGUCACAAAGCCAGAGCCAGACUGUCAGUUGUGUGUGGAAGACACAGCCAAAGGGACAUAAGACAUGGAGCAAUAUUAGGCCAUUUGGGCCAUCAAUUCUGUUCUGCCAUUCCACCACGGCUGAUUUAUUAUCUCUCUCAACCUCAAUCUCCUACUUUUUCCCUGUAACCUCUAUUCUGAGGCUGUGCCCUCUGGUCCUAGACUCUCCCACUACAGGAAAAGUCCUGUCCACUUUCAUAAUGCGAUAAUUUUCAAUGAGAUCCCCCCUCAUUUUUCUAAAUUCCAUUGAGUACAGGCCCAGAGCCACCAAACGCUCCUCAUACAACUCCGUGUGGAACAUGAAAUAUCCGGUGAAGUGUGUGUAUUGAUUACUGGAUUCCUUCAGGUGUAUAGGGAAGAGACUCCCUUAAGCUGUGCCAAUAGCAGGCAAACUAUCAAACGUUGCGACACAGACUUGAUACGGCAUUGUUAAUUUAACAAGCACCGUGAGAUGUUUUCUGGGCACGGUGCAGUGAAGAGAGUACUGCUCAAAGGGAAGGUUGACUGGUCACAUUUUCUGUUGUGUAACUGGUGAACUGGCAUCUUAACAACAUGAUCCACUUUCUUCAUGCAUUUACUAUUAAAGGUAUUUUUUCCAGCAUUCCUAGUCUGCUGAAUGUUGAAUAUGUAACGAGUUCAAGUUCAACCAUACGCAUGGAGAUAGCUAAACCUCUGGGGCCAAGGUGCAAAACCACUGUACCAACAGUCACACACAGCACAGAUAGCAUAUAAACAUCAUUAACAAAAACAUAUUACCAUCAUGGCUACCGGAAUUUGUCUGUAAUGUAAGUGGAUAAAGUGGUAAGGAAGGCGUUUGACUUGCUUGCCUUCGUUGGUAGGGGCGUUGAACAGACCCUAAGACAGUGGAGCAGAAUUAGGCUACUGGGCCCAUUAAGUCUGCUCCACCAUUCGAUCAUGGCUGAUUUACACUCAGUGGCCACUUUAUUAGGUUCCUCCUGUUCCUUCUUUGCUGUAGACCUUCCACUUUAACUUUUGAUACGUGUGUUUAGAGAUUACUGUGUAAUGUCAGUUUGAACUACUGUCCCUUAAACCAAUCUGGCUAUUUUUCCCUGACAUCUCUCAUGAACAAGGUGUAUUUGCCCACAAUCUACCACUCACUGUAUUUUUUUUUUGUUUUUCCACAUAAUUCUCUGUGAACUCCAGAGAUAAUUACGCAUGAAAACCCCAGGAGAUGCGCAGUUUUUGAGAUAGUCAAACCACCCUGUCUGGCACCAACAGCCAAAGUCACUGAGAUCACACUUGUCCCCAUUCUGAAGUUUGGUCUGAAGAGCAAUUGAACCUCUUGACCAUGUCUGCAUGCUCUUAUGCAUCAAGUGGCUGAUACACGAUUGGCUGAUAUUUACAUUAAUGAGCAGCUGUACCUAAUAACCUGGCCACAGAGUGUAUUUUCCCUCUCAACACCAUUCCCCUGCCUUCUUUCUGUAACAUUGGACACACUUGCUAAUCUAUCAACCUAUAACAUAGAACAUUACAGGCCCUUCAGCCAUGAUGUUUUGCCAAACUUGUAACUGAGAAAAGGUUAACGUGGAAAUGAAGAAUGUACUGUUCCUCUCUGUACAGAUGCUGACUGACGUGCUGAGUGUUUCUAUAUUUAUUAAAUUCAGUGUUCAAAGUAC
Mobula hypostoma (lesser devil ray) is the source of this 2473-nucleotide messenger RNA. RefSeq names its product chromosome 12 C1orf52 homolog (gene c12h1orf52). Bases 92 to 703 code for a protein of 203 amino acids. The transcript has 3 exons. The record is from RefSeq and is a predicted model, not a curated record. NCBI's taxonomy places the organism in Eukaryota, Metazoa, Chordata, Chondrichthyes, Myliobatiformes, Myliobatidae.